Chelonoidis abingdonii (Abingdon island giant tortoise) is the source of this 5189-nucleotide messenger RNA. Its product is annotated as myosin-IIIa-like. Gene Ontology annotation, cellular component: filopodium tip; myosin complex; photoreceptor inner segment. Lineage: Eukaryota; Metazoa; Chordata; Testudines; Testudinidae. The record is from RefSeq and is a predicted model, not a curated record. Gene Ontology annotation, molecular function: protein serine/threonine kinase activity; microfilament motor activity; ATP binding. Gene Ontology annotation, biological process: sensory perception of sound; positive regulation of filopodium assembly; regulation of actin filament length.
UUUGCAGUGUUCUGACCCUCAGCAUUCCAAACUGUAUAUUGGAGCAAAGCGGACUGCCAAUCCUCCCCACAUCUUUGCUGUGGCUGACAUUGUAUACCAAUCCAUGGUAACAUACAGCUUGGAUCAGUGUAUUGUCAUUUCUGGGGAAAGUGGAGCUGGCAAGACGCAGAGUGCCCACCUCCUGGUUCAGCAGCUCACGGUCUUGGGAAAGGCUAAUAAUAGGACUCUCCAGGAGAAGAUACUCCAAGUGAACAAUCUUGUAGAGGCAUUUGGAAAUGCAGGCACUAUUAUCAAUGAUAACUCCAGCAGAUUUGGAAAGUACUUGGAAAUGAAAUUCACUUGUGGAGGAACUGUAGUAGGAGCUCAAAUUUCAGAAUACCUCCUUGAAAAAUCCAGAGUUGUCCAUCAGGCUGUGGGAGAGAGAAAUUUCCAUAUUUUUUAUUACAUUUAUGCUGGUUUAGCAGAAAAGAAAAAACUGGCACAUUAUAAACUGCCAGAGUAUAAACCACCCAGGUAUUUGCAAAAUGAACAUCUCCGAACAGCUCAAGAUUUUAUGAACAAUAAUUUCUAUAAGUCUCAGUUUGAAUUAAUUGAGCAGUGCUUCAAAGUCAUAGGUUUUACCAUGGAGGAACUUGGCAGUGUGUACAGUAUUCUUGCUGCAAUUUUAAAUGUGGGGAACAUUGAGUUUUCUUCAGUGGUAUCUGAGCACAUGAUUGACAAGAGCAAUAUUUCCAAUCCAGUCGCACUUGAGAAUUGUGCUUCCUUGCUGUGCAUUCAGUCAGAUGAACUGCAAGAAGCUCUCACCUCCUACUGUGUGGUGACUCGAGGGGAAACCAUUAUCCGUCCCAAUACCGUGGAAAAAGCUAUUGAUGUCAGAGAUGCCAUGGCCAAAGCAUUAUAUGGGCGUCUCUUUAGUUGGAUAGUCAAUCGCAUCAAUACUUUACUCAAGCCAGACAAACUUUUAAGCGAAAAUGAUGAUGGGUUGAACAUUGGGAUUCUUGAUAUCUUUGGCUUUGAAAAUUUCAAAAAAAAUUCUUUCGAACAACUGUGUAUCAACAUUGCCAAUGAACAGAUUCAGUUCUACUUCAAUCAACAUGUAUUUGCCUGGGAACAGAAUGAAUACCUAUAUGAAGGUGUUGAUGCAAGAGUUAUAGAGUAUGAGGAUAACCGGCCUCUCUUAGAUAUGUUCCUCCAGAAACCAAUGGGUUUAUUGUCUCUCCUUGAUGAGGAAAGUCGAUUCCCGCGAGCAACUGAUCAGACGCUUGUAGAAAAAUUUGAAGAUAACUUGAAGUCAAAAUACUUUUGGAGACCCAAAAGAGUAGACCUAACCUUUGGGAUUUACCAUUAUGCAGGAAAGGUUCUUUAUAAUGCAAGUGGAUUCUUAGCCAAAAACAGAAAUACCUUACCAGCUGACAUUGUGCUGCUGUUGCGGUCAUCAGAAAACAAUCUGACUCGACAGCUGGUAACCCAUCCUCUUACCAAAACAGGUAACCUGGCACAUACCAAAAGCAAAAGUGCAAUAAACUACCAGAUGUGGACCCCCCAAAAAUCAAUCAGUCAUACUAAGCUGGAUAUCUUUGUGUUGUGCAAUUCGUAUUCCUUCCGUGAGAAUGAAACUGAAGAUAUUACACCUCAUCCAAGAGAGACGACUGGUAUGAAAACACAGACAGUCGCUUCUUAUUUUAGAUAUUCUCUGAUGGAUUUAUUAUCCAAGAUGGUGGUUGGCCAGCCUCAUUUUGUCCGUUGCAUCAAGCCAAACAAUGAUCGGCAGGCACACAAGUAUGACAAAGAGAAGGUACUGGUACAGCUACGCUAUACGGGAAUUCUGGAGACAGCAAGAAUUCGGAGACAGGGUUAUUCACAUCGCAUAUUGUUUGCUAACUUCAUAAAACGAUAUUACCUCAUCUGUUACAAAACAAAUGAUGAUCCUCCAGUCAGCCCUGAAACUUGUGCUGCUAUCUUAGAAAAAGCCCGCCUUGACAACUGGGUUCUCGGAAAAACCAAAGUGUUCCUUAAAUACUAUCAUGUGGAGCAGUUGAAUUUAAUGAGAAAGGAGACGGUUGACAGGAUUGUUUUGAUUCAGGCCUAUGUCAGAGGGUGGCUGGGUUCAAAGAGAUACAAAAAAUUAAAGGAGAAAAGGGAAGAAAGUGCUAUUAAAAUACAGUCAGUUUACAGAGGCUUUGUUGCUCGUAAAGAAUAUGAAAAAGGAAAAAAUAAAUACAAAAUGGAAACAUUUAUUACCAGACUUCAAGCAGUUGCAAGAGGAUACUUAAUCAGAAAGAAAAGGAAAAAAAUAACAGAUGCAUCGAACAAAGCAGCGACAACAAUUCAAUCUCACUACAGGGGAUAUAGGGAGAGGAAAAGCUUCAAAAAGAAAAGGGAAACACUUCUGAAGAAGGAACAAACUAAAAAUGCAGUCUCCUUUAUUGAAAAAGAAGAAGAUGAGCAACCUCAAGACAACAAAGAAAACCCAGCUGUGAUGACAAACUCUCCUUCUCCAGCUGAAGAGGAAGCUGCUGUUAUUGUCCAGAAUAACUACAGAGGCUCCAGAGAGCGUAAAAAAAUAAAGGAGCAACACAGAAAACUAGCAGAUCAAGUGUCUUCUCCAGUGGAAAACUUGAAACCAGAAGCAAAGUCAGCUCAAAAUGUAGCGCAGGAAGCUGAGGCUGAAACAAACAGAAAAGGUAAGGCAGCUGUUUUCAGUCAGAGCAGCUACCGAGGACACCCAGAGAGACAGAACCUAGAGGAAAAAAGGAAAAUGUCUCCAAGAAGAGAGAGUGCUUCUAUGAAACAAAACCCUCCAGGGCAGCAUCCAAAGGAAGGCAAAACACAGGCCUCUUUGAAGCAGUCAUCUAAAAAAAUGACAGAACGAGGCCUCCGAGAUCUGACUCAUCAGGAAACAAUCAGCAUAGAUGAGCAAAACCAGCUGUCUCUUGUUCAGAAUAAGUAUGACAGUCACUUGGAGAGAAAACAUCUGACACAGGAAGGGAUAAUACCUGGUGAAAAUAAAGGAAAUAGAAGGAAAGACUCAGUAAGAGGCUCACAGAAGCAAGCUGAGCCAGAAAAACAAGGUUCAGAAGACAAAGACAAGGCAGCAGUGGUAAUUCAGAGUAAUUAUCGAGGUUACAGAAGAAGGGGGCAACUCAGAAAAGAAGGGAAAUUACCUUCUAAAAGUCAAGAGAGAGCUAGUGGAGAGCCAACUGAAGUAGCACAUAUUCAAAAUAAUGAUUCCAAGGCAACAAAAGAUAGAGAAAGGUCUGUUACUCAGGCCGAGGGCCAUGAGAAUCUAAAGGAUGGCUCAGCAAAAGAGGCUUGUGAUUUGGCAGCCUUUUCAAGACAGAUAUCAAAAUUGUCUGAAGACUAUUUGGCACUGCAGCAAAAGUUGAAUGAAAUGAUUUUGUCGCAUCAGCUGAGGCCUGUGAUGCUGUCCAAAGAUAAACAAACAAAUGGCCGACUUUCUCCUCAUGUGUGUCAAUCAGUUGCCACCAAAUCAGAGGACUUUCAUCCCCUACAGCGACCCCCAAGGAGACAGCGGAAACCCAAAACUUUAAAUAACCCUGAAGACUCCACAUACUAUACUCUAAUACAUCAAUCAAUCCAAGAAGAAAAACGGAAACCAAGAAAAAACAGUCUGGGCAAAGUGCUGGAUUUAGAAGAUUUCUAUUACCAAGAAAUUUCAUCAAGUGAUUCCAUCUCAAAUGAUAGUAAUUCUAGCACAAGAAAAAAGAGGCCACCAGUGGAGCUCAGAGAUUCAUCUUUAACUAUUACUGAAGGGUCAAGAGUUGCAGAGAGCCCCCUGGACGAGAAGAAAACUGAAGAUAACCCCUAUGACUACAGAAAACUGCUGCGGAAAACCUCUCAGCGCCGGCGCCUUAUCCAGCAGUUUUAGCUGUUGCUGCCAUUUGGCUUUUAUUAGCAUAAUUUUUUUUAUGAUUUUGUACUGUAUGCUUUUUUUUGGUAUUGUUAUCUCUAAUAUUUCAGGUUUACAGUGAAUAUGCAUUAUUGUAGUUUAUAGCCCAACACUAUUUUAAAAGGACACUGUCAGGUUACAAAUUGUAAAUUUAAAAAGAAUCUUGCUGAUGUUACUUCUUAAUAUAUUUUAGAUUACUAAAAUUGAAAUAAUUUUUAAAAACAAAUGUACUUACUGUAUAUUGUUUUCCUUUUUACAUUUCUCUCAUCUUAUACAAAAUAGACUAGUCAGUUUCUCUUUUGUUUAUAGUCAUUUCCUAGUCAACUGAGUUUUCAGGUUCCCAUGCACUAGCACAAUGCUAGCACACCAGCACAAAACGAUUUUUUUUAAAUAAAUUACUUCACUGGAUUUUUCUAAGAAUUCCAAAGAAGAAUUUCUUUUGGUUUUAAGUCUACAAUACCUAAAUUUUGGGCCACAUCUGCAUGUGACAAGUGUCCCUUUAAUACAAAUGAAUGUAAAUUUUUGUUUGGUAGUAUAUUAUAUAUCAAUUUAUUUUCUUAUUGACUUUAACUACAGUAAAGCUACUGAGGGAAGGUGUUUAAAGGACAGUAUAGGAUGUAUAUUCUUUACCUUGGAAAUGUUUAUAUACAGGGAAAUAAAUCUUGUUUGCUUUGUUCUCCUUUUGAAAUUUGCAUUGGAUUUUUAGGACUCUUAAUCUCAGAGAAACUGAGAAGUGGCUAGGAAAAUGUGGAUUGGUCUGUUGCUGCCUAAAAUGCAAAAAUCAUUCUUAAUUCCACCAGAAGUGUAUUGGGUACAAAGUAGCCACCAGUUUUUUCAAAAUUUCACCCAAAUUCCUAUUUUUAAAGAAAUUAUUUUAGAGAAAGGAUGUAGAUAACUGGAACAUUCACAUGUGUGAUUGACAGUGAUUAACAGUUGCAUGUUCUGAGCUGCCAGGCAAGAAUGGCAGAUUUUACCAGGCCAAUAUUCUGAGCAGUGUAAGAGAUGAAUCCUGCUCCCUUACUCAGGCCAGGUGUCUUAUUGCAGUGAUUACUGGUGGGAGUAAAACCAGCAGGGCAGAGCUCUGCACAAACUAUCUUUAGACACUUCUGGCACUCUAAUUUAGCUCUCUUUCCAUAGACAUGUAAUUGAUGCUUCGUAUUUUUACAGUAGUUAAAAGAUUAAAAGCCAUGUUUAAAUUGCUGCAGUGUACAAUGUGCUAGAAAACAUUGGGUUUGAUUUUUAAAGUCCUCUUAAAAUUGCUCUCCCCAUUAUUACAAUG